UUAAAAUUUCCGUUAGAUAGGUACUACGCUAAUCCAGCGCCAAUAUCGUCUGCAUAGCUCCAACGUGACGUAUAUGCGCAGAACGAGAAAAAAAUGUCCGCGGAUGCCUGUAUAAUACUCAGGCCAUUGUUUAUUUAUCAGGUCAUUGUUUCUUGUUGAUGCAAGGAAAUGAUUUGGAAGUCAUGUGACAGGAGUGAGGAUUAUUGUGUGUAUGAAUUUAUGCUUGUUGUUUUGUCAGAAUAAUGGAUAUGCAUAUGAGCUUUUGGUUUGGCUCUUCGCUGGAACCAUUUCUUUUUAACGGCUAUGAUAUUUCGUCUUCAAUAGGUUUGAUAUUUACAUGCCUGGGCUUGAUGUCGUUGGGCAUUUUGUUUGAAGGCCUAAAACUGAAAGUUCAGAAACUAGCAGUGGAGCAGCGAUCUGAACUACAACUCAACCUUCAUGGCAGUGUGUGCCCCAAUGAAUGUGAUUCAUUACUUAAUGACGAAAGAAGAGCUGUCAAAAAAAGGCGUGGACCACGCGGCGAGCAGGUGCUGUGGUUCGUGAUCCAGACUCUCAUGUCGUAUGCGCUGAUGCUGGCAGUGAUGACCUUCAACGGGUACCUGGGGCUGUCCGUGGUGGGCGGGGCGGGGCUGGGCUACCUGCUGUUCGGUCCCGCCCUCAUGCAGGUGGAGCUGGACAGCGCUCGCUCCAAGAGGGACUGCCCCGCUUGCCGAGCAAAGCUGGAAGAACUGCAGCGCUCCGAAGAAACAAGCUCGCUAGUCACGGAAGUUGCCGAAGGUUUGAUCAAUUAUAUUUCUGAAGACAGCACAGCCAUUCAGAGCAGUCAGGAGCAACCUGUCGUCCGAGUGGAGUGUUGCGACGUUUGAAAACAUUGUUUGCGCUGCCCACUUUUUGGUAAACGGCUAAUCCAACACCGUAGUUUUAUACUUGAAAUAAGUUUUUGAAAUGUUUACUUCAUUCGAGCAAUAUACUGUGUGCAUAACUUGUAGUGUGAUAGUAUAGGGCUCCUCAUCAUGCUGUAUGUUGACGUCGGGCUGGACGGGCUAGCUGCCCGGCUAGGUUGUUCCGGAGCCGUGCUGCGCUGCUUGCGGAGGCACGCGACCAUCUGGCACAGUGUGGCGGAGCGAGGAACCCGGUCAUGGAUGUUCCACUGCAACGGCGAACCCGCGUCCCCUCUGGUUGGGCGGGAAUGGGGGAGUCUGGGGCGUCUGCGGUACUGCGGAGCGAGGGCUCAGGUCGUCCCUCCUCCCUUCAGCUGGUUGGACUCUGCCUGGGGACGGCAGCUGACGUGCAGCAACCCGAGUGCUGCCGUCUUGUCCAGGGCGAAGCUACCAGCAGCCGCCACGCGGAGCCGACUGAGUGCCCAAGAGGUCAGCCACACUGAAUAAGAAGCCGGUUGUUACUUCUGUGAUUUUUAUUUUUCCGACUACUUUCUUUGCAACCCGUUACCACUCACCACCUCCGACUAGCUCAAAAUUAGGCGAUGAGUGUACAUACAGGUUGGUAGCAGGUCACGCAGUAAUUUGUACGCAAUGUUCGAUGUAUUACCUGUUUUUUUUUUUUAUUCAUGUAAAAGUUACAAUAUAUUCAGCACAACAAAACACAAAAAUUAAACUGUACAUCCAAAAAAAAAAAAAACACGGAGCCAUCGCCCGACCACUGCCUGCUCGGCCCGGCGCUCGAACAACGACCACCCGGACCAUGACUGCCUUUACAGCCUUCCUCCCUUUGUGUGGGCAGUGUCCUGGGCUCGCUGACGUGAUUCUCUGCCAAUCACGGCGCAUGGCAACAGAAACUUCCACAAAAUGCUUACUUCUGUUCCCACGAUGCAGAAAUUUUGUCUCUUUCUCACUCUCCUGUGACCGUGACUCACACGCCUAGCGUGUGAAACAAACCAUCGGUCGUGGAAAAAACUAAGGAGAAUCACGUCAGCAUGCCUUCCCACACAAAGAAGCCAGCAAAAAAAAAAGUUCCCACCCCCGCGCACUGUUUCACUUCCCUUACCGGACAACGGAAAGUAGUGCGGUCUGUCAGUGUCAUUGGCAACAUUUAUGAUUUGUCUUUUCGAUCAUGUGUAUAGCUCAUGCUCAGAAAGUUAUGUGUUUUUCUAGUGUUUUUGAUAAAAUAUGAUUUUGUUCAUUGUGUUUCAUUCUGCACCUUUCCGUGUUCCACCACUGACCACUGUUGUCCUUUAGGAGUAUACUAUAUGUGACUUGUACCUACCUAACUAGCAGUUUUUCCUUCAGUACGGUGACUUUGUUUUAGUUUUAAACCAUAUUUUUCCUUUUCUCACUGAAAGGAAUACAAGAUUUUCAUAAUAUUACAUACCGGUUUAUGUAAUAAAUUCUCAACAUGUCAUUUUCACUGAAUGCAGUCAGCCUUAAAAACUAGAUCUAUUCUUAAAACAAGGAACAAAUAUAGCUUAAGAGCAAGAAUGUAUGUUAUGCCCACCUUAUAAGUUGCACCUAGUAUAGAUGCAAAAAAUGUAAAAAAAAAGUGUUCAAUUAUGGGGUUUGUGUUACUUGUGUAGUUGAAACAAACAAACCAUGGGUGUUUUCAUCUCUGAAGACUGAUUUUUACGUGUAAUUAGACUGUAGCAUUUUAUUGUAAAUUGUAAUUAUUAUUAUUGUUGUUAAUGUAUUUUGAAUCAUGUUUAGUGUAAAUGAGAAGGUAUAUAUUCCUACUUUUAAACAAAUGUAUGUAGUUAUUCAUUUAUAUAAGUUAGGGUGGAUUUUUUUUUACUCAAAAAAAUUGUGUGUGGAAACUCACAAUUUUUUAAUUUACGCAAAUGUUUAAUGUUUUUUGUAUAUUCUUAGUGUUUAUUAUCAUUUUAAAUACUAGGUCAACAUACAUUAAUGUUAGACACAGUAAGGUUAUUUAUAUUAUAUCAAAGUAUGAUGAAAUCAUUAUUUAAGCAGUAAAAUAUACAUGGUAAGAAUGUUUUGAUUAGAUACGUAAAUGUUUUUGAUACAUUUUUAAAUUGUUACUGCCAAUUUUGAACUUGCCUUGCUAUAGUGAACAUUUGCUUGUAGUAGAAUCACAACAAUUAUAUAGCAAACAAGAAUGUCUAAGUUUGUAUUGGUAGUUUUACCUAUUAUACUUCAUAAAUAAAUAAAUAAACUUGGUUGAAUUAUA
Molecule: messenger RNA, 3135 nt
Organism: Bacillus rossius redtenbacheri
Lineage: Eukaryota; Metazoa; Arthropoda; Insecta; Phasmatodea; Bacillidae
Product: high affinity copper uptake protein 1-like
Exons: 5
Coding region: 243-866 (207 amino acids)
Biological process (GO): copper ion transmembrane transport
Cellular component (GO): plasma membrane
Molecular function (GO): copper ion transmembrane transporter activity
Source: RefSeq, a predicted model, not a curated record